This is a messenger RNA of Pteronotus mesoamericanus, 1699 nucleotides long. RefSeq names its product eva-1 homolog A, regulator of programmed cell death (gene EVA1A). Lineage: Eukaryota; Metazoa; Chordata; Mammalia; Chiroptera; Mormoopidae. The transcript is spliced from 5 exons. The record is from RefSeq and is a predicted model, not a curated record. The coding region runs from base 365 to 805 and encodes 146 amino acids.
AGUCGGGGAAGCAGAGCCCGGCGAUGAGACAGCUGGGCCUGGGGUUGCAGCACAGUGAUUAAAAAGAGAAGAGGAGGAGGGGCCACCUUGAUCCAGUGGAAACAUCUCCAGGAGGCACCUCUGGAUGCCACGUGGAGGCUGCCCUUCCGCCCAGCACGGAGCCUCUGACUGCCUAGCACGUCAACAUGGCUUUACUCAGCAACAUCCUAGCGGCCUAUUCCUUUGUAUCAGGAAGAUGUCUGACUUCCUCCCCAAGAUCAUUGCUUGAGAACAGAUGCUUGUCACAUAAGAGAAGCCAUUUAAAAAAUACCUCUGAAUUAAGCUGAAAUUUAAGAAAAAUAUAUGAAAAUGCUUACUGGUUGGAAUGACCAAACUGAUUUUAUACUGCUUGAGUCCUGUCAAAUUGACUGUGCCCUGUGACUCAAAACCAGAAAACCCUGAGCGAGCAGCUCUGUACUUCGUCUCCGGCGUGUGCAUCGGGCUGGUCCUCACCUUGGCUGCCCUGGUGAUGAGGAUCUCUUGCCACACGGACUGCCAGCAGCGUCCCCGGAAGAAGUUCCUGCAGGACCAAGAGAGCAGCAGCGACAGCAGCGACAGCGAGGAUGGCAGCUCAGACACGGCGUCUGACAUCUCCGUCCGGAGACACCGCCGCUUUGAGAAGACUUUGAACAAGAACGUCUUCACGUCAGCGGAGGAGCUGGAGCGCGCGCAGCGGCUGGAGGAGCGGGAGCGCAUCCUCCGGGAGAUCUGGCUGAACGGCCAGCCCGAGGUGCCCGGGACCAGGAGCCUGAACCGCUACUACUAGGGGCAGGAGCCGGAUUCCGCACCGCGGGAAGCUGCCCGGAGGGAGAAGGGCUGCGGGGAGGGUGGCCUGGAGAGCUGAACGCAAUUCUGGUGAGGUUACUGCGGAAGCCAGAGAUAAGCAGUACACCUCGUUUUCUAGCCAGGAGGACUGAUUUCUCCUUUUUGCCUACAUUUAUGGAGAAGGAGGAAAAUCAAGUUGGUUCAUUAACCUUUCCAGGUCUUGGAAUGGUGCUGAAGAACUCUCUCCAACAAUGUGGAUGGAGAUUAGAGAAACAGGAUUGUGGUUUCUCUUGAUUUCUGAGGAUCUCAGAAGUUUCUGCAAACUUCAUAGCUAUAUGUUAUUCCUUUAUAAAAGGAAAGAUGAUCAUAGCGUGAGGGCUAGGAACAGCAGGGUGAACCUAACCCAGUAAACCCAAUUUUCUAAAUGGCUUUGUGCUAUGGAGGCGAUUCUGAUCCAGAUAGCAUGAACCAUGCUUAUUAUUUAAGGCUGAUUUUCUAUAUCAUGUGUUGCAAGGACAACCUCGUCCAUUUUAACUGGCACCUCAGGGAUUAAAAUCCUAUUUUUUAGUAUAGUGCCCACUUCAUUGAUGAAAAUGAAUAGAAUUAAUGUAUUUUGCAAGAUGUGUCAGUGAACUAGACAAUGCCAAUAACCUCAAAGGAUGAAGGGUUUUAUUUUAAAUAGUUUAUUAAAAAUAUAUAUUAACGUGGAUAUUUGAAAAUGCUGCAUAAGAAUAAAAGCUGUGUGUCCCGUUCCCCCCAACCCCCGCCCUUUUGGAGAGAAGAAAAUACUGUUAUGACUCUAGAUAAUCAUGAUUUUAAACAUUUUGUUAAAAAAGUUUGGAUUUCCAAGAAAAAAAUUGGAAUGGGACAUGAGGAAUAAAGUCAAAAUUAGGAU